UCUCUCUCAGUGAACACUGAUGUACUGACGCUGUGCAUGAGAGAGAGAGAGAGAGCGCGAGAGCGCGCGGUAGAUCUGCCGGUGUCUGCUCUCUUACCGGCAGCGAUCGAGUGCGUGCGCGCGCUGCGUUCGCGCGUGUGUGUGUGUGUUUGGCGCAGUCAUACAGAUGCAGCGCGUGUGUGUCCUGACAUACAGCAGCAUGUGAGCGCGCGCGGGCGCGUGCGUGUGUGUGUGUGUGUGCUGCGAGCAGGUGUUUUUGCGAGGCGUCGGGAGGAGGGACACACACACCCUCCAAAAGAGCAGCAUCACGGAGGCGGCCGGAGUAUUCGCUUUUUUCUUUCGUUUUUUGUUCUUCUUCUUCCUCAUCGUGAUCGUGGGAGGUGCUUUUUCUUUUCAUUUGCUCGCUCUGUCCGUCAUCUGCCUGCUCGUCUAUUUCUCCAUCUAUCUCAUCUAUAAUUUCUUUGGUUUGUGAGUUUUCGGAGGGACUGUGUGUGUGUUCUUACCUUCUUCUUUUUCUCCUCCUCCUCCUCUUCCUCAUCACCCCGCGGCUGGUGUGUUUGCUUCUAGGUAGGUUGAUUUGUGUUCACUGUAGUGUGUGUGUGUGUGUGUGUGUGUGUGUGUGUUUGCACACAUGAACACACACAUGCAGUAUGUGACGUAAAGAGAGAGAGAAGUGUGUGUUACCUCAGUCAGCUGUGUGUGUGUGUGUCAUCAGAAACACACAUUAUACUGUAGAUCAUAAUACACUCACCUCUCUCUCUCUCUCCCUCUCUUCAUUCUACUGGUCUCUCACCUGUGUGUGUGUGUGUGUGUGUGUGCAGUCCUUCAUAAUCCUGCAUAAACCAUCAUUUCUUCAUCUUUACCUGUCUUUCAUUCAUUGAUCUGCUGCUCUUUCUGGUAUUACGCGGUUAUUCACGCGCCAGCGCUCAUCGUCAUCAGUGUGUGUGUGUGUGUGUGUGUGAGUAAUUAAUCUGUUCAUUAAUAGAGAGAGGGAGAGAGCACGUAAAGUUGCAUUGCUCCCGUGUGUGUGUGUGUGAGUGUGUGUGUGGAGCCGCGCUUCACCCCUCCAUCUUCACCAUCAUCAUCAUCAUCAUCAGCCGCCUCUGAGGCGGCGUUGAUCAGGCUGCACGAGACCUUUGGAUGCAGCUCUUCUCUUGUGUUUCUCCUGAGGAGACUCGCUUCAUUCAUGAGUCUGGACUGCGACGCUUUUCCAGAUGAGCAAACACACGCGCCUCUUUCUGCUCUUUUACAAUUGGACUAAAUGCGGAGUGAAGCCGUUUCAGCUGAGGUGAAUGUGAACGGGACGCCGGAUCCGCCGGAGGACGUGAGCGCGCAGACUGUUCGACGCUCUGAAAACCAGGACGCUGAAGAUCAGCAGCUCCAGAGGACAAACACACACACACACACACAAGAACAGAGAGAGAAACUGCAGACCGACUGUGUCCACAGUAGGGAAUGAGAGCGCUACAGCAUCAUGUGGUUUCUGAGAUGGAGGAGUGAGAGUUUGGCUGAAAACACACGAGGUUUUUCUCUCCUCCAUCAUGUCCAUCUGCGUUUACCGUGGCUUAGCUCCACCCUCUCAGGAAAAACGGGCGUGGCUUUGUCAGCCAGCCCCGCCCUCAUUCCACUGGCCCCGCCCUUCGCUCUACCAGCUGUUUGCCGUGUGCCUGCUGCUGCUUCUGCCGGCGGCCGUCCAAUCGCGGCGCGAUCGGGGCGGAGGGGGCGUGGCCCACUACAUCCCGUCAUCGGUGGCUCAGUUCCCGCCCAUAUCCAAGCUGCUGCAGGGCCUGAGCAUCGCAGUGGUGCUGGUGGGGAACUCCAGUGAGGUGGCGCUCGCCGGCACCCGCGACAAAGACGACUUCAGCCACAUGCCGCUGGCGCCCAACGUAGAGAUGCUCACCAUGAACGAGACGGACCCCAAGAGCAUCAUCAAGAGCAUCUGCGACCUGAUGACGGAGCACUGGCUGCAGGGCGUGGUGUUCGGAGACGACACCGACCAGGAGGCCAUCGCGCAGAUCCUGGACUUCAUCUCGGCUCAGACGCACAUCCCCAUCCUGGGCGUGAAGGGAGGAUCCUCCAUGAUCAUGGCCGCUAAGGACGACAGCUCCAUGUUCUUUCAGUUCGGGCCCUCCAUCGAGCAGCAGGCGUCCGUCAUGCUCAACAUCAUGGAGGAAUAUGACUGGUACAUCUUCUCCAUAGUUACCACAUACUACCCCGGUUACCAGGACUUUGUUACCAAGAUCCGCAGCACCAUCGAGAACAGUUUUGUGGGCUGGGAGCUGGAGGAGGUGCUGCUGCUGGACAUGUCUGUGGACGACGGAGACGCCAAGAUCCAGAACCAGCUGAAGAAGCUGCAGAGCCCCGUCAUCCUGCUCUACUCCACCAAAGAGGAGGCCAACGUCAUCUUCGAGGUGGCGCAUUCUGUGGGCCUGACGGGAUACGGAUACACCUGGAUCGUGCCGUCUCUGGUGGCGGGCGACGCCGAUCACAUCCCGCCCGAGUUUCCCACAGGCAUGAUCUCGGUGUCCUACGACGAGUGGGAUUACGGGCUGGAGGCGCGCGUGCGGGACGGUGUGGCUGUGAUCGCGUCGGCCACCUCCACCAUGAUGAUCGACCGCGGGCCGCACACGCUGCUGAAGUCCGAGUGCCACGGGGCGCCGGACAAGAAGAGCCAGAUCACGGGCAGCAACAACGAGGUGCUCAGGUAUCUGAUGAACGUGACGUUCGAGGGCCGUAAUCUCUCCUUCAGUGAGGACGGGUAUCAGAUGCACCCCAAACUGGUGAUCAUCCUGCUGGACAAGGACAGGCAGUGGGACAGAGUGGGUAAGUGGGAGAACGGCUCUCUGAGCAUGAAGUAUCACGUGUGGCCACGCUUCGAGCUGUACUCCGGGACGGAGAACCGCGAGGACGAUCAUCUGUCCAUCGUCACACUGGAGGAGGCGCCGUUUGUGAUCGUGGAGGACGUGGAUCCGCUCAGCGGGACCUGCAUGAGGAACACGGUUCCCUGCCGAAAGCAGCUCAAAACAGUUAAUCAGACGCGUGAACCUCCGGUCUACAUCAAGCGCUGCUGUAAAGGUUUCUGUAUCGACAUCCUGAAGAAGAUCGCCAAGUCUGUGAAGUUCACGUACGAUCUUUAUCUGGUGACCAACGGCAAACACGGCAAGAAGAUCAACGGCACGUGGAACGGGAUGGUGGGGGAGGUGGUGCUGAAGAACGCUCACAUGGCCGUCGGCUCGCUGACCAUCAACGAGGAGAGGUCAGAGGUCAUCGAUUUCUCUGUGCCCUUCAUAGAGACGGGCAUCAGCGUCAUGGUCUCGCGGAGCAAUGGCACCGUGUCUCCGUCUGCGUUCCUCGAGCCCUUCAGCGCUGACGUCUGGAUCAUGAUGUUCGUCAUGCUGCUGCUGGUUUCUGCCAUCGCCGUCUUCGUGUUCGAGUACUUUAGUCCCGUGGGCUACAACCGCUGUCUCGCUGACGGCCGAGAGGCCGGAGGGCCAUCGUUCACCGUUGGGAAGGCCAUCUGGCUGCUCUGGGGUUUGGUCUUCAAUAACUCUGUCCCCGUGCAGAACCCCAGAGGAACCACCAGCAAGAUCAUGGUGUCCGUCUGGGCCUUCUUUGCUGUGAUUUUCCUGGCCAGCUAUACAGCCAACCUGGCCGCUUUCAUGAUUCAGGAAGAGUACGUGGACCAGGUGUCAGGGCUCAGCGACAAAAAGUUUCAGAGACCCAACGAUUUCUCCCCGCCGUUUCGCUUUGGGACGGUGCCGAACGGCAGCACUGAGAGAAACAUCCGCAAUAACUACAGAGAGAUGCACUCAUACAUGAUCAAAUUCCACCAGCGCAAUGUGGACGAAGCUCUGUACAGUCUGAAAACAGGGAAGCUGGAUGCGUUCAUUUACGAUGCUGCGGUGUUGAAUUACAUGGCGGGACGAGACGAGGGCUGUAAGCUGGUCACCAUCGGCUCUGGGAAAGUGUUCGCUUCCACCGGCUACGGCAUCGCCAUCCAGAAAGAAUCGGGCUGGAAGAGACAGGUGGACCUUGCCAUCCUGCAGCUCUUUGGAGACGGUGAUAUGGAGGAGUUGGAGGCUCUCUGGCUCACCGGGAUCUGCCAUCACGAGAAGAAUGAAGUGAUGAGCAGUCAGCUGGAUGUGGACAAUAUGGCGGGCGUGUUCUACAUGCUGGGAGCCGCCAUGGCUCUCUCGCUUAUCACCUUCAUCGCCGAACACGUCUUCUAUUGGCACCUGCGCUUCUGCUUCAUGGGCGUGUGCUCUGGGAAACCAGGGCUCACCUACACCAUCAGCAGGGAGAUUUACAGCUGCAUUCACGGAGUUGAAAUCGAAGAGAAGAGUUCAGCGCUGAAUUCACCCUCCGCUACCAUGAACAACACCCACUCAAACAUUCUGCGUCUGCUGCGCACCGCCAAGAACAUGGCAUCUCUCUCCGGGGUCAACGGUUCUCCGCACAGCGCGCUUGACUUCAUCCGCCGGGAGUCCUCCGUGUACGACAUCAGCGAGCACCGCCGCAGCCUGGCCGGACACUCGGACUGCAAGGCCCCGUACCUGCCCGAGGACAACAUGUUCAGCGACUACAUCAAUGAGGUGGAGCGCACCUUCGGCAACCUGCACCUGAAGGACAGUAACCUGUACCAGGACCACUACCUGCACCACCACGGAGGCUCGACCCUGGGGCUGACAGGGCCGCCACCCAACCGGCCCCACAGCCUGGGAUCCAGCAGUUCUCUGGAGGGUGGCAUGUUUGACUGCGACAGCCUGGGCGGUGGCGGCGGCGUGGCCCCGAUCUUCAGCACCCAGCCGCGUUCUGCGCUGACCCACAGGAACAUGAGUAAAUUCGACCUGCUGCAGAGCCAGACUCCUCCGUCUGGGCCAGGCUUGAAGCAGGGGCUGGCCGACCUGUACGGAAAGUUCUCCUUUAAAGGCGGAGCGUCCAGUUCGGGAUAUAUCGCAGGGCAUGACCGGUACUGCAGUGGAGCCGAUGACGGAAACAUCCGUUCUGAUGUGUCAGACAUUUCCACUCAUACUGUGACCUACGGCAAUCUGGAGGGCAAUGCUAAGAAGCGGAAGCAGUACAGAGACAGUCUGAAGAAGCGGCCCGCGUCAGCAAAGUCCCGCCGCGAACUCGACGAGCUGGAGCUAGGAUACCGCCGCCGCCAGCACCACGGCCACCACCAUCACCACCACGGGCACCGCUCCGCCUCUCCUCCGUCUGAGCGCAAGCGAGGCAGCCGUGUGAACUCUUCCUCGUACCUGUUACAGGACAAGGAAAGCCUGAGGGAUUUCUACCUGGACCAGUUCCGGCCCAAAGAAGGCGUACCGCAGUGGGAGCACGUAGAUCUUACGGAUGGUCCCAGCGGGGGAGGUGGAGGCAACUGCACCAGCCUGGUGUCGGUGGACGACUUCUUGAAGAGCAAACCCAAGAAGCCGGACAGCAAGAGCGAGUGGGAAUGUCGCACCUGUCGAGCCAGCAGUGCUGGCAGCAAGCAGACGGCCCUGCACACAGGCGGGACGGGCUACUGUGUGGCAGGUGGAGGUGUCGGGACCAGUCGCCCCAGUUCAGCCACUUGCAUGCGGUGCGAAGCCUGCAAGAAGUCGGGCAACCUGUACGACAUCAGCGAGGACAGUAACCACCUGUUGGAGCAACUGACGCCGGCGCAGCGUCGCAGGGCUUUCAGUGGUAAACCGCUACGCCGGCAACAUUCCUAUGACACCUUUGUGGACCUGCAGAGGGAAGAGUUGGGUGUGCCGCUGGGGUUCGGUGGGGCCGGAGCGCUGCCCCUUCCGCCCCGCAGCGUCAGCCUCAAGGAGAGGGAGCGCUGCAUGGACCCCUCCAGUCCCUUCGCACAUAUAUUUGAGGAUGCGGACCGAGUCCCACUGUUCUACGGUGGUCUAGAGAGGGGAAAGAGCACGGGAACGCCAUUUGGAUUGUUCCCUCAGCGGCGCUCGGUUGGGGAGAGGGAUCAGAGAGACAGAGGACUCAUGGAGGGGCCAGCUCACUCCUUAUCCAAAUCCCUCUAUCCCGACCGAACCGACCACAACCCCUUCAUCCCUACGUUCGGAGACGACCAGUGUCUGUUGCAUGGUGGCAAGUCCUACUACGUGACUAAGCAGCAGCAGGGCGAUAUGCGCGGCCCCAUGGGCACGACCUCUUUCCUGCCGGCGUCGGCCGCCUCAGGAGUCAUGUCUAACUUGGCUCCUCGCUUCCCUGCGGAGUUGUGCAUGGGGAACCACCACACCAGCAAGCUCAGUCUCGGUCCGCCUCGACCGUUCAACGGCAGCAACGGACACGUGUACGAGAAACUCUCCAGCAUAGAGUCCGACGUGUGAGAAAGGGAGAGGAGCGCGUGAUAAGGGACAGGCAAACAUUCUGUUAGCGCUCCACCGCCAGAUUUUAGCAGAACACGCAGAACUUGAGAGAAUUGAAAAUGUCAUUUCCUGUGAAGUUCACGUCCACACCAAUCUCCACGAGCGGGUGAGAACAAGAGCAGGUCCAUCUGCCGAGUGUGUGCAAGAAGAAGAACAGGAGAGCAGAUGGCCGUUUCACCUCCGUCCCUCUCCAUCCUCACAUCCAACAGCCCAGUCCUGUACUCUUGUCUUUUGUGAAGAUACAAUCAUAAAAGCAUGAUUGAUUUCUUUUGAAACAGGGUAAUAACUGUACCUCAGAGACGCUGCUGACUGGUAAUCUGUUGAUGAAAUUGGGUUUCAGUUGUCUGUUCUUUUCUUGACCUUGCUCUAGAGGCCUUUGGUGAGCGUUAGGGAUAUUUGAAUGUGAUGAUCAAUCCAGUCUCCACAUCACGCUAAUGUAUCCAUGGCAACAGCCUCUCCCAUGCUGUUUACUGCCGUGACACACGCGUGCAUUAGUGAAAGUGCACAAGCCUCUGCCAUCAUUUAUACUCGAGUCUCUACUGCCGUGAUAUUUCAUAUCCAACGAGAAAUCUCUGAAAGGUGAAAAACAAAGGCUGAAAUGACAGUAUUAACGCCUCUCUUUGUUUCGGUUGUAAAUACAUUUCUCUUUAUAUAAGCCUACAAGGUUGACCUUUAAUAUAGCUUUUUCAAGUAUAACAAAUAACCAAAAUAAAGACAAAAACACAACAAAAUACACAAAAACAUAAAAUAUGCAAAAAUUAGCAAAAGCAUUAUAAUUCAUGAUAAGUGAUAUUUUAAGCGAUAGUUUGCUUUUUAAAUUCAUGUUUAUUACUUAACUCUGAUAGCUCCUAACCAGCUUCAUUUUAAGGAUUUACCUUUAUUCGUUUAGCCGCAGUGUAACAGAGCUGAGCCGUGCUGUCGUGGACAUGGUUAAUUUACUCAGAUUAGUUUACCGAAUACUCCUUGCUAAGUUUCUCUUAAACGUUUCCAGACUCUCUCUUUCAUAAAUAAACG
Messenger RNA from Megalobrama amblycephala (Wuchang bream), 7388 nucleotides. RefSeq names its product glutamate receptor ionotropic, NMDA 2B (gene grin2ba). Bases 1542 to 6335 code for a protein of 1597 amino acids. Gene Ontology annotation, cellular component: NMDA selective glutamate receptor complex; postsynaptic membrane; postsynaptic density membrane. Gene Ontology annotation, molecular function: transmitter-gated monoatomic ion channel activity involved in regulation of postsynaptic membrane potential; NMDA glutamate receptor activity. Gene Ontology annotation, biological process: synaptic transmission, glutamatergic; long-term synaptic potentiation; excitatory postsynaptic potential. The transcript is spliced from 17 exons. The record is from RefSeq and is a predicted model, not a curated record. Lineage: Eukaryota; Metazoa; Chordata; Actinopteri; Cypriniformes; Xenocyprididae.